Molecule: messenger RNA, 1154 nt
Organism: Cherax quadricarinatus
Lineage: Eukaryota; Metazoa; Arthropoda; Malacostraca; Decapoda; Parastacidae
Source: RefSeq, a predicted model, not a curated record
GUAAUGUUUCACAUAACAUUCUAUAUUCCAGCAGACAGCUAUGUCCUUCAACGAUGAGAAUCCAGUAUCAUCAUCGACCAUAACAAGUGAAUCCUCCUCCCAGGAGGAGAUGCUGGAAGCAGCAGCAGUCAGACGCAGACAAAGAAACAGGGAUUCUGCAAAGAAUUACAGAGAGAGACAAAGAAUAGAAAUGGAGAAACUAGAGACAGACUUGGCCAGAACUCAGGAUGUCAAUGAAAGAGGGAGAAGGGCUCUGAGACGAAUGAAAAAUGAGAACCAGAAAGAAAGUGAGAAAGUAAGCAACUUAGAGAGACAAGAAGAGUCUGUGAGGGAAGAAGGAAGAACCAAGAAAAGGAUUCUACGAGAGAAGAAAAUUAAGAAAAUGAUGUUGAGACAUCAGGGUGAGUUAGUGUUGGAAACUUUACCAGAUAAUGACCCACUUAAAUCUUAUUUAAGUGACCUACUGAGUCGUUAUACGCCUGUUUAUCAUCAGUAACAUCACUACUAGUAUAUACACUUAAAAGUGUAUAUCUGUCAAUGUAUAUACACUGAGAAGUGCGUAUCUGUCAAUGUAUAUACUCUGAGAAGUGCGUAUCUGUCAGUGUAUAUACUCUGAGAAGUGCGUAUCUGUCAGUGUAUAUACUCUGAGAAGUGCGUAUCUGUCAGUGUAUAUACUCUGAGAAGUGCGUAUCUGUCAGUGUAUAUACUCUGAGAAGUGCGUAUCUGUCAGUGUAUAUACUCUGAGAAGUGCGUAUCUGUCAGUGUAUAUACUCUGAGAAGUGCGUAUCUGUCAAUGUAUAUACUCUGAGAAGUGCGUAUCUGUCAGUGUAUAUACUCUGAGAAAUGCGUAUCUGUCAAUGUAUAUACUCUGAGAAGUGCGUAUCUGUCAAUGUAUAUACUCUGAGAAGUGCGUAUCUGUCAAUGUAUAUACUCUGAGAAGUGCGUAUCUGUCAAUGUAUAUACUCUGAGAAGUGUGUAUCUGUCAAUGUAUAUACUCUGAGAAGUGCAUAUCUGUCAAUGUAUAUACUCCAAGAAGUGCAUAUCUGUCAGUGUAUAUACUCUGAGAAGUGCGUAUCUGUCAAUGUAUAUACUCUGAGAAGUGCGUAUCUGUCAAUGUAUAUACUCUGAGAAGUGCGUAUCUGUCAGUGUAUUGU